AUGAAUUCAUUCCCGGUCAGCGAACAAGAUAAGGAUGAAUUCCUCAACUAUUUGGACCAAAAUGGUAUUUUGGAUAAACUAACCGACGUACUAAUCAUGUUGCAUAGCGAACAAGAACAGCCCACGGAUCCCAUCGAAUACGUGAGGAGGAACAUGUACGUGGACAACCCUGACAUUGAGGAAAUUAUCGACUUGAAGGCACAGAUCGAGAACGCCGCUGUUGAACUGGCCGAUCUUCAGAGGACCAGGGACGAACUUAGGGCUCAAUUGGAACAAUAUCAACAUGAAUCGCAAGUGGAUGGCGAAGGUUACGAGGAAGAACCGGCUAAAGUAUCAGACAACGGAGACUAUUUUGAAUAA
This is a messenger RNA of Macrosiphum euphorbiae (potato aphid), 360 nucleotides long. NCBI's taxonomy places the organism in Eukaryota, Metazoa, Arthropoda, Insecta, Hemiptera, Aphididae. The record is from the annotation of a GenBank genome assembly.